Messenger RNA from Hevea brasiliensis (rubber tree), 2084 nucleotides. Its product is annotated as laccase-3. Gene Ontology annotation, molecular function: hydroquinone:oxygen oxidoreductase activity; copper ion binding. The record is from RefSeq and is a predicted model, not a curated record. Bases 39 to 1775 code for a protein of 578 amino acids. Gene Ontology annotation, biological process: lignin catabolic process. Gene Ontology annotation, cellular component: apoplast. The transcript has 6 exons. NCBI's taxonomy places the organism in Eukaryota, Viridiplantae, Streptophyta, Magnoliopsida, Malpighiales, Euphorbiaceae.
CAUACCAUAAAACUUCUUCAACCAAGGCUAAGACAACAAUGGAGACACAAAACUCAAGUUUCAGAAGAUUGCCCUUUUGCAUAUUUCUUGGCAUUUUCAUGCUCUUGGGUUUUCUAACUACUGCCUCUCAAGCUGAAACUCAUUACCAUGAGUUUGUUAUUCAAGCCAAGCCAGUGAAGAGGCUGUGCAGAACCCAUGACACAAUUACAGUGAAUGGACAAUUCCCAGGACCAACAUUGGAAGUGAGAGAUGGAGAUACUCUUGUGAUCAAAGCAAUUAAUAAUGCUCGAUACAAUAUCACCCUUCACUGGCAUGGAGUAAGGCAACUUAGAAAUCCAUGGGCAGAUGGUCCUGAAUAUGUGACUCAGUGUCCAAUCCUACCAGGAAGGAGCUACACAUACAGGUUCACUAUUCAAAACCAAGAGGGGACCUUAUGGUGGCAUGCUCACAGUAAAUGGCUUAGAGCCACUGUGUAUGGAGCUCUCAUAAUCUAUCCUAAAUUGGGUUCUACAUAUCCAUUCCCAAUGCCCAAGAGAGAAAUUCCAAUUCUUCUUGGGGAGUGGUGGGACAGGAAUCCUAUGGAUGUCCUGAAGCAGGCAACCUUCACAGGAGCAGCACCAAAUGUUUCUGAUGCUUAUACCAUCAACGGUCAACCUGGAGAUCUCUACAGAUGCUCCAGCAAAGAAACUGUGAGAUUCCCCGUGGAUUCCGGUGAGACGAUUCUCCUGAGAAUCAUCAACUCUGCUUUGAACCAAGAACUCUUCUUUGCGGUGGCUGAUCACAGAUUAACAGUGGUUUCUGUUGAUGCUGCCUACACCAAGCCUUUUACAACCUCAGUGAUCAUGAUAGCUCCAGGUCAGACAACUAAUGUCCUCAUCACAGCUGAUCAAACCCCAGGUCGUUACUACAUGGCUGCGCAUGCCUAUAACACAGCCCAGAAUGCAGCAUUUGAUAAUACCACCACAACAGCUAUCUUGGAAUACAAAUAUGCUCCUUGUAAUGCCAAGAAAGGGAAGUCCUCACCACCACCGAUCCUCCCCCAACUACCAGCAUACAACGACACAAACACUGCAACUGCUUUCACUGCUCAACUAAGGAGUCCUUCCCAGGUGAAAGUGCCCACUCAGAUUGAUGAGAACCUUUUUUUCACAGUGGGAUUAGGACUCAUCAACUGCACCAACCCCAACAGCCCCCGUUGCCAGGGUCCAAAUGGAACUCGAUUUACUGCCAGUAUCAACAAUGUGUCCUUUGCACUCCCAAGACGAAACUCCUUAAUGCAAGCUUACUACCAAGGUCAACCUGGCAUCUUCACCACAGAUUUUCCACCUGUUCCUCCUUUGCAAUUUGAUUACACAGGAAAUGUGAGCCGAGGGCUAUGGCAACCUGUUCCAGGAACUAAGCUUUACAAGCUCAAAUAUGGUUCCAAAGUACAACUUGUGUUUCAGGAUACCAGUAUUGUCACAACUGAGGACCACCCAAUGCAUCUCCAUGGUUAUCAUUUCGCUGUUGUUGGGAUGGGCUUUGGCAACUUCAACGCAGCAACAGAUACGGCCAAGUUCAACCUCAUUGACCCACCACUUAGGAACACCAUUGGCACCCCUCCAGGGGGUUGGGUGGCCAUCCGGUUCGUUGCUGAUAAUCCAGGAAUUUGGCUACUGCACUGUCACUUAGAUUCCCAUCUUAAUUGGGGUUUGGCCAUGUCCUUCCUGGUUGAGAACGGAGUUGGGCAGCUGCAAUCCAUACAACCCCCGCCGCUAGAUCUACCCCAGUGUUAAGAGUGUCACCAACAAAGGAUUACCAACAAUUGAUUCUACUCAUUGAAUAUUAUUAUUUCCGAAGGCAUUCCUUAGAUGCAAGUAUUUGUAUACCUUAAUCUUGAUUCAAAGGAUUUUAUGUUUUCCUUCCUUUAAUUUCCGCGGGUCAUCCAAAGUCGACAGUGUUGCGUUAAGCAGUUAAUUUGAUAUGUCUCCUGAAUCCAUGUAUCGCAUUUGGAAUUAUGAAACAAUUUAUCAUUGUAAUAAGUUGGAAUAUCUAUACCUUUGUAGUUUUCUGUUGGUGACUCAGAUUCUACAAAAUUCCAGGAA